UGAGUACUUCUUCCACUACUGACUAUGUUCUUACAGGUACAUGUUACUUCCAAAAGACUGACUGACACUGAGUUUUAUAACUUUUACUUAGGUAUCAUUGUCAAUAUCUGCACUGACUGCUUUUGCUUACGCCAUGUAAAAAAAAACCUGGGAUGUUGCAAUUUCAUCCUCAAGGAGGAAGUGAUCACGUUCAGAAAGAAUCAUGACUCAUCACAUGCACACACAGCAAACAUGCACAAACAUUCACUCACAUGCAGAGGUACAUUAGAGGGGGAGUGUUCACAAGUUAGAGGCUGCUGCUACAGUCAGACACAUAUUCAAACUGUGUUCAGGGACUGUUUCAUUUAGCUCUGCUCUCUGAUCCACCAUGAAGCUGGGUGUGAUCAUCCCACUGUGUGCUCUGUUCACUCUCACCCAACAGGUGCCUUCACAUGAUCGCUGUAUGUGUGAGUUGACUAACUCAGAAAAGGUAUUCCCACAUGACAAACUCAGCAAGGUGGGCGACAGUGCAUUAAAAUGUAACGGCAACAUCACCCCACAGAAGACUCUGGAGCUGGAGAGUCUGCUGCUGGGUUUGAAGUGGCGUUUGCCCCAGCUGCAGGAAGAUGUGUCAAUUCUGGAGAGGGAGGAUGAUGGCGAGCUGUAUGGAGUUGUCAGCCUGCAGGUGAUAGAGAAUGAACUGACAGAGAUCAAGAAGCUCAUCGACAAGCUCAACAUCACCACCUGGGAAUACAAGCACCUCGCCACUGACACCACUAAACAGCUGGAGGACCUGAGAGCAGAGAUGACAGAACUGGAGAAGUAUGACACCCUGCAGGUGGUAAAGAGACAACAAGCUAACCAGCGACUGAGGAGAGACUUGGACCAGUGCAAGAAUGAACAUCAUUUCACUGCCCAGCCCACUCAGCCUCCACAUGGUAUCUGUCCUCACGGUGAGUUUCUGAACAUUACUGGCCCCAGGGUCUACACAGCAGGUGAGUAUCCAGGCUCCUACAUGUACGGAGCCUGGGGUCGUGAUCCCAAACCAGAUGCAGGGAAGGAGAACUGGUACUGGCUGGUAAUGAUGACCUCCAGCAACAGAUACUCCAACUACGUCCGUCGCUACUCCACCCUGAGCUCUCUGAUCGUCGGAGUUAGCGUCCCAGGUAAUGUCCAGAUCCACUCCUCUAACCCAACCACCAACACCAUCCAGGGACCAAAUGUUGUGAUGUAUGGAGAGGCCUUGUACUACAACUGUUACAACAAGGAUGCUGUCUGUCGAUUCAACCUCACCACCAAAACUGUUACCACCCUGCAGUUACCCAAAGGCACCAGAUUUAACUCUAAGGGUAACUUCUGCCAUCUUGAUGAAUGCUAUCCGUUCACCGACCUGGACUUGGCGACAGAUGAAUCUGGCGUUUGGGUGAUCUACACCACCACCCAGGACUUUGGCAACCUGGUUCUGUCUAAGGUGGAAGAAGGUGAGCCACCCAUGCUCAAGCAAACCUGGCACACCUCGGUCUACAAGCAGGGAGUGACCAACACCUUCAUGGCCUGUGGUGUGCUCUACGCCACACGCUACGUAAAUAAAGCUGUGGAGGAGAUAUUCUACUCGUUUGACACCUCGACAGGGGUGGAGAAGUUCAACAUUGGCAUCUUCAUCAACAAGAUGUCUCCCAACAUUUACGCCCUGAACUACAGCCCCAUGGACCAGAUGCUACAUGCCUACUGUAACUCCCACAUGGUCUCCUAUAAGAUUUUGUUUGGGUAAAUGGAGACAACAUCAACCUGUAAAAGUAACGAGUAAAUAAAUAAACAAAUAAAAGCCCCUAAAAGAUCCCUAAUAAAAGUUGGGUGAAAACAUUGAGGGGGUUGGAGUCACCUUUACUAUAAUGGCUCCGUUAGUAAAUUCAUCAUAAUAUAUAUAUUCACUGUACUAAUUCCAUCAGUAAUAUAACAUAGCAAUGCAGUACUUACCAAACCACUGCUAUGAGUUUUCCUUCUUAACAGAAGUAUUGUUUUCAUUCUCAGUAAAAUUCCAAUCACUUCUACUCUGUCAUUCUUUCAAUCGCCAUUAAGCUACUGUCAGUGAAACUCUACACUCCUAGAGAUGUUUCACAUUAAAAGCCUACUGCAGCAUCCUCAGCAUCCAUCACACAGGUAUUUUAGCAAGUGACUACGGUGUUUCUGCUAAAAAAGCAAACUGAGCAGCAGACUUUUACAACUUUUACAAGCUAAUGUGUGUAGCAGCUGAUGUUGUCUAUGUCCCAUCAAAAAUCUCUUCACCUGUUUAUGCAUUAAAUAAUAUACCUCUGAUAUAUAUCAAGGAUAUGUGAUUUUGUAAGAUCAGAGGAGAGAGCUGUUCAUCAUGUAUUCAAAAGAGAAACUCCAAGGGAAGAGGAACAGAAAUAUGUCAAAGAUUUUUCACAAUACAGUAGUGUUAGUGUUUGGUUUGGGUAACCUGCUCUAUAAAUAAAAAGUAUCUACAAGUGCAAGGAGGACCAAGGUCUAUACAACCAAACUGAUCCAGUGCCAGCUUAUAGGAGCUGUCGACUUUAACAAAUCGCUACCGAACUUCACUAUUUAUAAGCCUUGAAAAGGGAGCAGGAAGGGGCUGUGUUUUCAUGUACAGAGUGAAGAUGUGGGGCCAGGGACAGAAGUGAGGGGGUUCUGCGAGGAUGAGGCAUAGGUUGACAAUACUGUACAGCACUUCAAAAAAGGGACAAAAUACAUUCAGGAGCCCCCCCAGGCAGUUUGGGUAGAAGUUGUGUAGGCGGAAAACAAAAUGUAGAAGGCAGAAACUAGUGCAGUGAAGAAUAAAAACACACUGAAAGAUGAUUGUAUACAAACUCAUUUAAUUCAUGGAUGAGGUUCUGUGAGGAGUGACUGAGGUGUUUGU
Messenger RNA from Thunnus maccoyii (southern bluefin tuna), 2878 nucleotides. Its product is annotated as olfactomedin-4-like. The transcript has 7 exons. Gene Ontology annotation, biological process: signal transduction. NCBI's taxonomy places the organism in Eukaryota, Metazoa, Chordata, Actinopteri, Scombriformes, Scombridae. Bases 368 to 1750 code for a protein of 460 amino acids. The record is from RefSeq and is a predicted model, not a curated record.